CGACGCAUUCCACUCCCCUUGAAAUCUCCCUCUCUCUCUCUCUCUUUCUCGCUUCGCCUCCGAGAAGCUCGGUCUCACCUCACGCACCACCAACACAGUCUUCUCCCCGCCCCGAUCACCGUACCGACCGACGGACCGCGAGCGGCGCCGCGGCUGACCCAGCGUACGUGAUGUGGCGCCAUGCGGCGGCCCGGCGGUCGGCGCAGAUCCGGCGGCUCCUGUCCACGUCCGCCCCCUCGGCGGGCGCCGGCGCCGCCGUGCGCGGCCCCUGCAUCGUGCACAAGCGCGGCACCGACAUCCUCCACGACCCCUGGUACAACAAGGACACGGCGUUCCCCCUCACGGAGCGCGACCGCCUCGGCCUCCGGGGCCUGCUCCCGCCGCGGGUCAUGUCCUUCGAGCAGCAGUACGAGCGCUUCAUAAACUCGUACCAUUCGCUGGAGCACAACACGCAGGGGGAGCCCGAUUCCGUGGUCUCGCUGGCCAAGUGGAGGAUCCUUAACAGGCUGCACGACCGGAACGAGACGUUGUACUACAGGGUGCUAAUUGACAACAUCAAGGAUUUUGCGCCCAUCAUAUACACCCCUACUGUGGGCUUGGUCUGCGAAAACUACAGCGGGCUGUUCAGGCGUCCCCGCGGGAUGUACUUCAGUGCAAAGGAUAAAGGGGAGAUGAUGUCGAUGAUUUACAACUGGCCAGCAGAGAAGGUUGACAUGAUAGUUGUGACUGAUGGGAGUCGCAUUCUAGGUUUAGGUGAUCUUGGAGUUCAGGGCAUAGGCAUACCUAUUGGUAAACUUGAUGUUUAUGUUGCAGCUGCUGGUAUCAACCCACAGAAGGUUCUCCCAAUAAUGCUUGACGUGGGAACAAAUAAUGAAAAACUCCUUGAAGACAAGCUAUAUUUAGGAUUGAGGCAACCUAGGUUGGAAGGAGAGGAAUACUUGGCUGUUGUAGAUGAGUUCAUGGAAGCUGUUCAUGCACGGUGGCCUAAAGCAAUUGUGCAGUUUGAAGACUUCCAAAUGAAAUGGGCAUUUGAAACUCUUCAGAGGUAUCGGAGCCGAUUUUGCAUGUUCAAUGAUGAUGUGCAGGGGACAGCAGGAGUUGCUCUAGCUGGUCUACUUGGAGCUGUUAGAGCACAAGGUCGACCCCUCGCAGAUUUUACUAAGCAGAAGAUAGUUGUGGUGGGAGCUGGAAGUGCUGGGAUAGGUGUGCUUAACAUGGCUAAACAUGCAAUGCUAAGGAUGCCAGGGACCCAUAAAAUUGGAGAACUCGGCGAAGGACACAAUCAAUUCUGGGUUCUGGACAAAGAUGGCCUUAUUACCAAAAGUAGAAAGGAUCUGGAUCCAGCCGUUGCUCGUUUUGCUAGAGGUUACGGUCCUGAAGAGGUCGAAGAUCUCCAUGAGGGGGCUAGUCUUGUUGAAGUGGUCAAGAAAGUGAGGCCUCAUGUUCUUUUAGGACUAUCUGGAGUUGGCGGGAUAUUUAACGAGGAGGUUCUCAAGGCUAUGAAAGAAUCCGACUCCCCCUGCCCUGCAAUUUUUGCAAUGUCCAACCCAACAACUAAAGCUGAAUGUACGCCUGAAGAUGUAUUCAAGCAUGUUGGUGAAAAUGCAGUAUUUGCUAGUGGAAGCCCUUUCAGUAAUGUUACUUUAAGCAAUGGUAGAAAAGGCUAUGCUAAUCAAGCAAACAACAUGUAUCUGUUUCCUGGGAUUGGUUUAGGAGCCCUUCUUUCAGGUGCUCGGCAUAUAUCGGAUGGCAUGCUACAUGCUGCAGCUGAGUGCCUUGCUUCAUACAUCACAGAUGAUGCAAUUCGAAAAGGAAUCCUCUUUCCUUCAAUUUCAAGUAUCAGGCACAUCACCGCACGUGUCGGCGCUGCAGUCGCCCGUGCUGCUGUUGAUGAAGAUUUGGCCGAGGGAUGCUCUGACAUGGAUCCUCGGGACCUCAGGAGCAUGUCAGAGUCGGAUACGGUGGAUUACGUGGCUCGGAAGAUGUGGUACCCUGUUUACAGCCCACUUGUGAAUGACAAGUAGUGUUCGACGAAGCACACCUGAAGAGACAUAUCAGGCACAUACAUUUGUUCUGAUUAGUGAAUACUUUGCUAUUUCGGUUUAGCUGCUCUACCUGGGAGCAUUUCAGCAGAUACUGCUGCCACGUCUACUGGCUAUGUUGUUGCCUCAUUUGUUUACGUUGACAGGUUCAUCAAACAUUGCUCAGUUUUGAGACCCGUUGAGCUACAGUUAUGUCCCGUGUCGUAGGACUUGAAUAAAUGUCUGAUGUUGGCAGUC
This is a messenger RNA of Hordeum vulgare subsp. vulgare (domesticated barley), 2279 nucleotides long. Its product is annotated as NAD-dependent malic enzyme 59 kDa isoform, mitochondrial. Gene Ontology annotation, molecular function: malate dehydrogenase (decarboxylating) (NAD+) activity; NAD binding. Gene Ontology annotation, cellular component: mitochondrion. NCBI's taxonomy places the organism in Eukaryota, Viridiplantae, Streptophyta, Magnoliopsida, Poales, Poaceae. The transcript has 19 exons. The record is from RefSeq and is a predicted model, not a curated record. Gene Ontology annotation, biological process: malate metabolic process; pyruvate metabolic process. Bases 171 to 2024 code for a protein of 617 amino acids.